AGUAAUGAGGUGAAAGGAAGUGCAAAUAUGGAGAAAGAAGGAUGUGUCAGAGCAAUGGAAUUCAUAGAGAACCAAGGUUUAGAAGUAGGACUGUUUCUAUCUGAUCGGCACAUACAAAUUUCUAAGUGGAUGCGUGAGGAAAUGCCUGAGACUGUUCACAAAUAUGACGUGUGGCACAUUGCAAGAAGUUUUCAGAAGAAGGUUGAUAAAUUGGGAAAGCAAAAAGAUUGUGAAAGUGCUCAACAAUGGGGACGCAGUAUGACUAAUCAUCUUUACUGGUCUGUCAUGUCAUCAGAAGAUGACAAUAGUUUACCAGUGAAAGAAAAAUGGCUCUCCUUAAUUAAUCACUUACAUAACAAGCACAAAGGCCAUGGUACUAUAUUUAAAAAAUGUCAACAUGGUCGUGUAAAGAAAAAAAAGUGGCUUAAGCACAAUACUAAAGUUAGUGAAAAGCUUACAGAUAUUAUAUCCAAUAAAAGGCUUUGCAACGACAUCAUAAUGGCAUCUAACACCAAUCAAACAUCGCUAUUAGAAGCUUAUCAUAGUUUCAUAAAUCACUUUGCACCAAAACAUACAGCAUUUUCAUUCUGUGGGAUGAUAUCACGACUUCGUCUAGCUGCAUUGCACUAUAAUAAAAAUAGUGCCAAAGAUAUAACAAGAACAAAGACUGGACAAGACUGUUACAGCAUUUCAUUUCCAAAAUAUAAAAAGGGCCAACACACUGUUCGAAGUAUUAAGCAAAAAAGUACUUAUGGAUACAUGGAAGAAGUUGCCUUUGAAGUAUUUGAACAGACAUCUAGACCGCCAGUAGCUUGUCUUACUCAGCCACCACCUUUGGCUAGCCAAUUUGUAAGACCAAACAAAAAAGAAGCAGUUGAGAAUCACCUUAGCAGAUUUAAGAAAUUGUCUUAG
Molecule: messenger RNA, 912 nt
Organism: Amphimedon queenslandica
Lineage: Eukaryota; Metazoa; Porifera; Demospongiae; Haplosclerida; Niphatidae
Exons: 5
Source: RefSeq, a predicted model, not a curated record